UUUUUUUUUUAAAUUUUUGUAUAAAAAUUUUUUUGGUGAGCAUUUAUGUGGGAGUCUUGUCCGUCUUCCGCCGAGCGUUAUUUCAUCUCCUCUCAGUCUCAGGACGACUCCUUCCUGUGCCUUCUCUCUCGACACUUUUGGCACGGUUUUCAAGACAAAAACUAGCAGGCACCUGUAUCGGAAGGAAUAUGAGUUUUACUGGCCCUUCUGCGGGUGCUAGUGGUAGAACUGUUACAAGGGCCUUUAAUUUUGGAAGGACUUAUGUUGUCAGGCCAAAAGGCAAACACCAGGCAACAAUAGUUUGGCUGCACGGUCUUGGAGAUAAUGGCUCUAGCUGGUCAACUCUGUUGGAGUCACUUCCUCUUCCAAAUAUUAAAUGGAUCUGCCCUUCUGCCCCACAGCAGCCAAUAACUCUUUUUGGGGGCUUUCCUUCAACGGCCUGGUUUGACGUCAAUGACCUUUCUGAAAAUACUAAAGAUGAUGUGGAGGGCUUGGAUGCUGCAGCAGCAUAUGUUGCAAGUUUAUUGGCUACUGAACCUCCUGAGAUCAAACUUGGGGUUGGAGGCUUCAGCAUGGGUGCAGCAACAGCCCUCUACUCUGCAACUUGCUUUGCCCAAAGCAAAUAUGAAAAUGGAAAUCCGUAUGCAGUGAAUUUGAGUGCUGUUGUUGGAUUGAGUGGAUGGCUCCCGUGUGCAAAGUUGCUGAGCAAGAGAAUAGAAGGGUUGCAAGAGGCUGCAAACCGUGCUGCAUCCUUGCCUAUUCUACUGUGUCAUGGCAGAGGAGAUGAUGUCGUUCCAUUUAAAUUUGGUGAGAAGUCUUUACAGACAUUGAUUUCAUCUGGAUUUCGAGAUGUGACAUUCAAAGCCUACAGUGGACUUGGCCACUACACUAUCCCAGAGGAGAUGGAUGAAGUGGGUGCAUGGCUGACCUCAAAAUUGGGGCUCGAGGGGAAACUAUGAAUUUCGGAGGAACAAUUUGGUGAUGUAGCUCCUGCUUCUUGUGGAUCAUUAUUAAUUUAGAGAUUGACAAUUAUGUUAAAUAUUUGAUAUAUGCACAGCUUGUCGAGAGACUUGAGAGUGGCCAUUAUUGACUGCCGUUCAGUCUUAAACUCUAGUUGUCCUAUGCUGAGUUGUUUUGUUCCACAAUUUGCUCCGCAAUGCAAUGCUCCUUUGUUACCGUCCCACCAUCGCUGUUGGACGACCUAUCAGGUCGCAUCAUUUAAUUUUUCUGACCUUGUUUUCCAAGGACACAACAA
This is a messenger RNA of Coffea eugenioides, 1255 nucleotides long. RefSeq names its product acyl-protein thioesterase 2. Lineage: Eukaryota; Viridiplantae; Streptophyta; Magnoliopsida; Gentianales; Rubiaceae. Gene Ontology annotation, molecular function: hydrolase activity. Bases 189 to 959 code for a protein of 256 amino acids. The record is from RefSeq and is a predicted model, not a curated record. The transcript is spliced from 10 exons.